AUGAAGUAUAGUUUUGGAAUAUUGGCUUUAAUAAUUGCAAUAUGCAUAUAUACACCUAUAAUAGCUACAUCACCUAUUGAGAAUGCUACUAGAGUACUUAAAACUGAAGAACCUUCAAUGAGUUCGUUAUCAAAAAUUGAGGAAAAGAUGAAUGAAUAUAUUUUAAGUAGUAAUAUAAGUGAAUUUAAAGAUAACUAUUUAACUUAUAUAGAUCAAAAUAUGACUCUGAGUGAAGCUUUUAAUAUAGUAUAUGAAGUAGUCGAAAAUUGCCAAAUAAUAAGUGAAUCUCAUUUUCUUUUUUAUAAGAGGCAUGGAAAUGGUUACUAUAUAAAUGAUAUGUGGGAAGUUUUAGAUUGUUUUGAAGGAAAUAUGAAGAUUUCAAUGAAAUUAAUAAAACAAUUACGACAGCAUUGCAACUUCCACAUUGGAAACACUAAGCUUGGAAUUGUCCCUAAGACUAUUGGAGAAUAUGUUAUAAAAUCAUGUAAUGAAUUAAAUUAUGUAGAGAAUAAAAUAGCUAGAUUGGUUGAUUACUCAUAUUUAAUGCGAUUAAUCAAGCAUAAAGCAAGAGAACAUAAUGAUGGACUUGUUAAACUUGCAGAAUUAGUAUACAAAAAUUUGAGAUUAAGUGAAUGCAAAUCACCUGCAUAUAAAAAAAAAAGCUAUGUAUGUGGUAGUAAUAAAUCACUACCAAACUCAAUUAUAUCAAGAUAUAGACAAGAAAGAAGACUAGUUGAAAUAUUAAUAAAUAAUCUAAAAUCUAUCGAUGACACCUUGCCGAUAAGACUUAGAAAUAUCCCUAAAUGUAUUCAUUUGACAGACUUUGAAUAUAAGACUAUUAUGAACCAAGCAGCUAUACUAGCUGAUAACAUAUGGUACCCAAUGGGAAUUAAAAUUAGAAAACAUAUUAAUAAUUUAAACAAAUGUUAUAAUAAAAGAAGAUUUAUUUACUCACUCAAGAGUGCUAAACAUAUGAAGGAAAAUAGAAAAGUUCUUUUCACUUUACAAGUACAAAAUAUCUUAAGACAAUUGAAUAUUAAUACGUAA
Cryptosporidium muris RN66 is the source of this 1047-nucleotide messenger RNA. RefSeq lists its product as uncharacterized. The transcript has a single exon. The record is from RefSeq and is a predicted model, not a curated record. Bases 1 to 1047 code for a protein of 348 amino acids. NCBI's taxonomy places the organism in Eukaryota, Apicomplexa, Conoidasida, Eucoccidiorida, Cryptosporidiidae.